AUGAAAAACUAGAACAAUUAAUUUAUAAUCGUAAAGGAAUGUGAGAAGAUUAAGAGAAUUUCAAAUAAGAUUAACAAUUUUAUUUUUAUAUAUGUUUUAGGAUUAGUGGUGUUAUAAACAGAAGAACAUAAAUUUAAUAAUUAUAAUCGUUAAAAAAUGCACAACGCUGUGAUUACUAUUCCUUAACAUGGAAAUGGCAGACUCUAUAAAACUUCAAUUUGCAGACACUUUGAAUUAGGUAACUGCUCAAUUGGAGAGAAAUGUCAAUUUGCACAUGGCUAAAAAGAAUUGAGAAAUCCCCAAUGGUAUUAUCAAGAUUUUACUCUAGAUCCAAUAUUGGGUAAGAUACCAACCAUCGAUUCGAAUAUAGUUAUCACAAAUUAUAAGACUGUGUUAUGCAAAUAUGAUUAAUAAGGAUUUUGUAAGAAUGGAGUGAAUUGUCCAUAUGCUCAUGGAACUAAUGAAAAGAAACAAGCUCGAUUGGCUCCUGUGUAGUUGAAACAAAUGUAAGAAAACAAAGAGAAUGGUGAUGAUGAAAAUGUUGUUAAAUUUCUGAAUUAAUUGACUGAUAAAUUAAUGAAAACUGAUGCUUUUAAAAAUGACAAGGUAUUUUAUUUGAAACUAUCUAAAAAGCAAGUUUUAGGUUAACUAAAACAAACUCAAGUAAUGAUCGAAGAAAAGCACCAUAGAGAUGCAGCUGAAUAGUUAUCAUUAGUUUUAUCUUCUCCCUCAAGAUCCUCCAAGUAAUAAAAGGCUUAUGAAACAGUAUACAAAUCUUUAACAUUGAAUUGA
Paramecium tetraurelia is the source of this 792-nucleotide messenger RNA. RefSeq lists its product as uncharacterized. The record is from RefSeq and is a predicted model, not a curated record. Gene Ontology annotation, molecular function: mRNA binding; metal ion binding. The transcript is spliced from 2 exons. Lineage: Eukaryota; Ciliophora; Oligohymenophorea; Peniculida; Parameciidae.